Procambarus clarkii (red swamp crayfish) is the source of this 12401-nucleotide messenger RNA. The record is from RefSeq and is a predicted model, not a curated record. Lineage: Eukaryota; Metazoa; Arthropoda; Malacostraca; Decapoda; Cambaridae.
CACGUGUUGAUGUUUACUGGCGAGGUCGGGAUGGUGCGAGAUGGCUGCCCCUGCUGCACUUCUCCUCCGUUCACACCUUCUCCGUCUCUCUCAACACGAUCACAAGUGUCAACAACUGUUCCAACAUCAUUUAGCUAAAGAGAACUGGGACAAAAAUGAUAGGGAACUUGUACUUCAGAGUUGUGGACAAUCUCUCUUAGAUCCUCAGCUAACACUCACUGUUGGUGUUCACUUACGUCCAUGGCUUCUCGAGCUCCUGGGACGGGCUAGGACUGCAUCAGUAAAGACCUUCCAGACAGGAGGAGGAAACACUCUUCAUCUUGCCCUCUGUGUUGCUCUUAGCAAGCUUGUCACCAUCAGCAAUGAUGCCAUCAGAUUUGUUCUCAAGUAUUUUCAAGAAGCACCAGCACCAUUUCAAAAGACAGAAGAUGACGCAUGUGAUGAGCCAACACCAAAGAAGCUUAAGAGACAAAAGCAGCAGGUGCAUAAAACAACAGACAAAGAAUUAUUGCAAGCCACUUAUGAUCUUUUGGUGUAUGUUGGGGGAGAUUUGAUACGCAUCUGGAAAUGGUCAUGUCUGUUAUCAUAUUUACAUCAUAACUCGGAGGAAGUACAGUGGUUGGCUUGCCAUUGCAUUGCAGUUUUAUCCAGAAUGAGCGAAUCCCAGAGAGAAUCACUAAUAAUAAAAUAUGUUUCACUGGAGACUCACAGAAUAUUAACAGUAAAAAAUGGCCUCAUUCCAUGCCAAGUGUUGCCUCCUGUGUUGUGUGAUGAAGAGCCAAGUAAGAGCUGUGCAGAGUUUCGACAUACUGUCAUCGUUAGCGGAGUGACUCUUCCACUGUAUGAUAGAAGACAUCAGAUGGAAGGGUGUUUAGUGAAUCUUCCCUCCACUGAACGGAACCUUGAAAGCGUAGCUCUGGCAUUGUGUCAGGGUCAGCCUGUUUUGGUUGAAGGAGUUGUUGGCAGUGGGAAGACUUCUCUUGUGGAACAUUUAGCUUGUGUUACUGGGCGGACUAAAGCUCCCUAUCUUAUCAAGGUACAACUUGGAGAUCAGACAGACAGUAAGACUCUCCUCGGCACUUACUGCUGUACACCAACUCCUGGAGAGUUUAUCUGGAGACCAGGCUCGCUCACUCAGGCAGUAACUAAUGGAUACUGGCUUUUGCUUGAAGACCUAGAUUAUGCACCAAUGGAUGUUAUUUCCAUUUUGGUGCCACUACUAGAAUCACGAACUUUACCUCUUCCAGGUCAUGGAAAUAUUCGGGCCCAUCCAGACUUUCAGCUGUUUGCCACCCGUCGUACUCUGGGAGGAACUAAGAUGGUUAGUGGGUGUGCUGGCCUCCUAGAUAAAUUAUGGACCACAGUGACUCUAGAAACCCUAACAUGUUCAGAAUUGCUGCAGCUUAUUACUACCAGAUGGCCAAAACUGGAAUCCAUAUCAGAGAAGCUGGUUGCUGUAUAUUUGAUGUUGUCAGCAGGGCAGCACAGUGAUGACAGUGAUGGUUGCAAGCAAGUUGACAUUGUGGAUAUGACUUCCAUCAAGGUUUCUGGACGUUUGGUGUCAACCCGUGACUUGAUGAAAUGGUGUUCAAGAGUUUCUUCUCAUAUUGACGAUACCGACAUUCCAUUGUCUAAUAGAGCAUUUCAGGAAGCUCUUGAUUGCUUUUGUGCAGCAGUACCAAAUCCAUCAACACGCUUUACAUUUGCAGUGCACAUUGGUUCAGUCAUGAACCGCACAAAAGCAGAGGUUGAAUAUUAUUGUACGCAAUACAAACCAGAGGUGACACAGAUGCCUAACAAGUUAAUAAUAGGCCAGAGAGUAAGGUUUCAUAAAAAAGUGAUUGAUACGUUUUCUCUUGGCAAAAAGGAAAAUGUUACUUUUUCAUUCACAAGACCUGCAGCAUGCUUGCUGGAAAGAAUUGGUGUUGCAAUAAUGAACCAAGAACCAGUGUUGAUAGUUGGAGAGACAGGCACAGGAAAGACAUCUACUGUUCAGUAUCUGGCACACCAAACUAGAAAUAAGUUACGUGUUAUUAACAUGAAUCAACAGAGUGAUUCAACUGACCUCCUUGGAGGAUUCAAACCUGUAGAGAUGAAAACCAUUGUUGCCCCUGUACGACAAGAGUUUGAAGAUCUCUUUGCCGCUACUUUCUCCACUUCUAAAAAUAAUAAAUUUCUCCAGCACAUUAUGGUGUGUUAUGUCAACCAGAGAUGGGUUGACCUAUUUUCUCUGAUGGAGCAUACGUUGGAGAAAGCUCUGGAAAAGUUGAGGCAGCCUGUUCAAUCAGUUGAACAACGCAAAAAAAAUGUUUCAUCGGUCAUUUUAAAUAAAUGGCAAAAAUUGAGGCUAAAAAUAUCAACAGUUAAGGACCAAGCACAACAUGCCCAGAGUGCCCUUGCCUUCUCCUUCAUUGAAGGCAUUCUAAUCAAGGCUAUUCAAGAUGGAGAAUGGGUGCUACUUGAUGAAAUAAACUUGGCAAAUGCAGAGACUUUGGAAUGUUUAUCAGGGCUUCUGGAGUCUAACUCUGGAUCCCUAACACUGCUAGAACGUGGAGAUAACAAACCUGUCUCCAGACAUCCAGAUUUCCGUCUUUUUGCCUGUAUGAACCCAGCCACCGAUAUUGGAAAAAAGGAGUUACCAGCUGGAUUGCGGAACAGAUUUACAGAGUUCUUCAUGGAAGAAUUGCAAUGCAAACAGGAUAUCAUGAUUAUAAUAAAUGACUACUUAGUUAAGUUGGGUCCAUCAAGCAAGCAAGUAAGAGGUAUUAAGAACUUUUACAAAAAAGUGAAGGAAGAAUCAGAAUCAAAGCUCACAGAUGGUACAGGUCACAAGCCUCACUUUAGUCUACGUACUCUUUGUCGAGCCCUUGCUGUGGCUGCCAGGAACCCCUGUUCCAGCUUUCCAAGGUCACUUUAUGAAGCUUUUUGUUUAUCGUUCUUGACGCAGUUGGAUCGGACAUCUUAUCCAGCAGUGGUAGCUUUAAUCAAGCUCCAUGUCUUGAGCAUUGAUCCACAGGGUAAGGGAAAUGGCAAGCUUAACUUCAAACAUAAGUUGGACCCAAUCCCAGCACCUACCAGUGAAAAGGCUGUGCAAAUUGAAGGCUACUGGGUGCCACAAGGUGAUCAAGAUCCUCAAACCUCAGACAAUGUGGACUAUGGGCGUGUACUUGCUGAAAUUGUGAGUGAUGCUAGAUGUACAGCAUGGGCAGCUAUUAGAGAAGCACUCCUGAUUGGUGAAGAAAUCCAUGUCAAGAAGAUACUUUUAGCAUGGAACAAGCUUGUCUCUGCCCAUAAUGAGAAAAUGAAAAGAACAACAUCUGAGGAGACGGCUCACUUUCAUCACCAAUGUAACCUCUUGAUGGCUCUUCUUGAGACAGUCGUAGCCAUUAAAGUGAAAACAGGCACCAAGACUAUUUCCCAUAAGAAUAUAAAGAAGAGUCUUGAAAUAAUUCGUGGUACUUGUGAAUCUUCUGGUGCAUCCAUGGAAGUUGUAGAAUUAUGCCGUCGUGUCCAGAAACUCCAGGAGUGUGUGAAGGAAGCUGGUGGCCUAUCAGGAGGUGGCACCUUUCACUGGGUUGAUUCCAUUCUAGUCAAUGCGGUGCGUAAUGGUGAAUGGCUGCUUGUGGAUGGAGUGAACUUAUGUUCAGCAUCAGUGCUAGACAGACUCAAUGCUUUACUGGAACCUGGUGGCGUGCUAACCUUGAGUGAAAGAGGUGUGGUAAAUGGAGCUGUUCCAUCUGUUGCACCUCAUCCUAAGUUCCGUCUCUUUCUUCUUAUGAAUCCUCAACAUGGAGAGAUUUCACGAGCCAUGAGGAAUCGAGGCAUAGAAAUCUACAUGCUAGGAUCUUGGACAUCACCUCAGGAUUUACGUGCACUGAUGUUGCAAGGAGGUCUUACCUCUCCACACUUACAGAAUGCUCUCUUCCAAGCCCACCAAGCUGUUACAAAUACACUUCCUGUGUAUGAACAACCAAGCAUAUCAAAAUUGAAGCAGGUGGCAUCACUGACAAGCCAGUUGAUCCAGACUGGAUAUCAUCCCAACCAUGCUCUCACCAAGGCCCUAAAACAAGUCUAUUUGCAGUCAUUGGGCAAAUUCAUCAAACAUCAAGCAGUUGGGAAAGCCAUAGAAGAAAUUGUGAAUUUAUUGAUGGGUACCUCUGACAUGCCUUGGCCUCCUUAUGAAGAUCAAGUUUUGAGUAUUCAUAGGCUAAGUAGAGGUAGUAACUUGACACAAGUGAGAAUUUUAGGAUCUUUGUUGCACACAUUGUUGCUGGCUAUUGAAAAUCAAGAGGCUGUCAGAACCUGGGCAGAUGCAACCUUGUCACUACCAAGACCUCUUCCAGUUCCAGAAUGUGGCAUACUUCAUUCUCUGAUAUUAAUUUUGACCACUAUUCCCUUGAAUGAUUGGUCCUUGCUUCAUACUUGGAUGUCCCAGCUGGUUUCAUAUUUACCCCCUAGUGCAGCACAGCUUGGUUGUAAAAUAGUAACUGCAAUACAAUAUGCUGUUUCCAUUGGUCCAUGUUGUGCUUCUCAGGCCUUAGUAGCAAAUUUGGGCCCUGACUAUGGAUGUGAUCCUCGGUACAACCUCCAGGCACUUACAGGAAAAAAGAAAUGCAGAGGAAUAGAAUUUGAAAGUUUGGCUAAUAAGUCCACUCUCUGGGUGUGGCGGACAUUGUUCUGUUUUUACAAAGAACCCCAAAUUAUUCAAAACAACCUGAAUGGUAAUUGCACAAUAGACGCAAUGACAGUGCUGGAAAUUUCUCAUGCAAUUAAUGAGGGAACAAUUGGAAAGAAUACUUCACCACAUGUUUCAGUGCCACUCAUAGUUCCUUUUCUAAACCUGACACACAAAAUGAUUCAAGAACUCUCAAACAUUACCACAGACAAAGAAUUCUGCCAGCUGUUAAGUGCCCUGAGGUGGUGUGACUGUCUUUAUCAGUUGUGUUGUCAAGUAGUAAAGAAAUCUAAAUUUCACUUAUUUUUACCUCAGCUGACUCUUCAUUGGCAAUGGAUUGAGGAAGAAUUGCUUCAGAAAAUGCCAGAAUCAUGGAGUUCAUUGGCUUCAGAGCAAUUAAAAGCUGUUGUCAAGCAUAUGCAAUCAGCUUUUGAAAAAGAAUUUGGUCUAAUUCACAAGUUAGCUAAAGGUCUUCGGUUACAUAUGUCACCUGCUCCGUUUGCAUCCGAGUUAUUCUCAGAUGCCCAGUCUUGUAUAUUAGACUUGGUGUCCUGCCUCGUUCCUACCCCAGAAAGUGACAAGAUUAAUUUGUUUUUGGCAUCAUCAGUUGGAAUGGAGAUGCGAGACUCUUUGAUUUGCAUUGCAAGAAAGGUUUCUACAUGUGAUACUGAGAGCAUUGCAAACAUACAUGAUGAGCUUAGCACAUUGAAAAAAGCUGUACAUAAAAAAAGCAUCCAAUUUCAGUCAUCUUUGAAGGCCAUGGAGGCUGAUAUAUUAUCUCUUCAAAUUCAAAUGUGGCCUUUGUUAGAUUAUAUGGCUCUUCGUGCACUUUCUCUUGAUAGUAUGUGUGGAGAAUUGUCUCCACACCUACAAGGUGUGAUUGCUGGGGCUCCAGGUGUGUACAAAGAACUACUUGGUGCACUUUCAGGUCCAUCAUUCCGACUCACCCCAGUCAUUGGUACUCACAGGUAUUUGGCCUUCAGUCAAUGCACUGCUACUCAUCACACUCGCAGCUUUCUUACGUACUCAUCUUCAUCCUCGGAUAAAGAUACUGAGGAACAUCUUAUUGAUGAUAUACUCCAUCCAUCAGCUUGCCAGCUUACUUACAUAUUGUUGGCUGGUAAUGGUAGACAGAACAUUGGAAAUGAAAGUACAAUAGAAGAAGUACCAUCAGGUCUGCAUGUAGAAAAAGUUGCACAAUUGAAGAGUAUACGGUCUACUCUUUGGAAUAACUGGUUAACUCUUGCCGAUAGUUCAACAAGUUAUGAAGCAUCAUUCACCAAAGCCUCUGGUGCUUUUAUUACUACAACUUUGGGUGCCUUUGCAAUCACUCUCAACAUUAUUCCAGAAUUCAGUAUUGAAUCGUGUGAUUUUUACACAGCUUCAUGCUUAGCUCGUAAGAUUGCAGAGAACAGCAAUACGUCAGUGCUGGAUUGCAGUAGGAAACAGUUGUAUAAAGUGGCCAGCAUAGCUGAAGAACUCCAAGGAUGUCACAGUGACUGGAUAGAAAAGUCAGCCAUUGCAGCCCAUGCAGUCUUGGUUAUGGGGGCCUUACAAACUAACAUUUUAGGCCAUUUAGAACCUGUUGAUCCUGCUCAAUGCAAUAAUCUUAUGCUUCAGUACCAUCAAGAGGAAUUAGAAGAUUUGGAGUCCCAUCUAAUGCUUUCUGAAUGGCUUGAAUGUUUGAGUGGAUGUCAUAGUAGGCUUCCUGUGGACUUGGCACAUCCACAUUUAGCAUUUUUUAAGGAAAAAUGUAUUCACCUAAGGAAAAAAGUGCAUGAAUUGACUCAGCAAGUUGCUCACCGCCCUGGUCCUUCAGAAUACCACCAGUUAAGGCAAGAUUUUACUCAUUUUCUUUCUACAGUUUUCACACAGGCAAAGCUUCAAGAACUUUCAUCAGCUCUAGAGGAAUGCAGAGACACUUCUACUCCAGCUGCAGUAUCAAUGAAGAUAGAAUGUAUGAUUUCCUCCUGUGAUAAUUUUGUACAAAGAGUUGUUCGGCAGUACCCUCUGUACCGUGAUCUCACGUAUCCAUUACUUUAUGGUGUUACCAUGACCUGUGAGGCCCUGCGUUUGUUGGCUUCUCAUUCUUGCUUGAAGAAUAUUAGUAUCACUUGUGGAACUGACUUGACAGAAAGUUUAAUAAAAUAUUCUGCUUUUCCAGCAUUACGAGAACCAUUACAUCCGCUUCGGCUUCUGAAUGAACAGUUAAAUAUUGCUGAAUGUACAACAGUUUUACUCCCAGAAGAUCAGUAUCCAGGUGAAGCAAAGAUAACUAAUAACUUAAUCUUGCGGGCAGCUCUCUUAGAUUUGCUAAAUGUAGCCCUAGCUCAACAUCACUUGGAUGAUCCAAUUAUUAAUUUGGCUACUCAGUUAUUUGGCCAAAUAGCUUCUAGUUGGAGGCAACAGGAGGAAGAAAAAGCUUUGCGUGCCCAGGAAGAAGAGAGUCUUUAUUGUUAUAAGACUCGUACUUUGGCUGUUUCUGAAACUGAGGAAGAGAUACAAGAUCGAGAAUUCAACAAGGCUUUUCCUUCAUUUGACCAUGAGUUUGAUGACUUAAAUGACCUAGAUUUGAAUGAUAAUGUGGAAAAUGAAAGUAAUAAACCUGAUAUUACUGGAAAUGUCUUGGUUGGACAUGUGACUGAUGAUCAAAUAUUUGAAGUGAGUGAAUUGCAUUGUGUCAUUUUUACAUCUUUGGUCAGAACACAUUGGUGUACAGUUCCAGUGAGCAGUGUUGCAUAUCCACCAUCACAAGUAGUGCCAGCAGCAGUAUUAAGGUUACGUGUUCUACAUUCCCUUCUUGGAACAGCUGGAUGUAUUGCAGGUUGUAAAUUAGACCAUGCUACAAUAGGUGCUCAGAUUCUUAGCAAUUAUAAUUCCUGUGCUCUUCUGACUGAUGCAUCUCCUCCCGAGCUCUUCGCUCAUCCUUAUGACAUCUAUAGAUACCCUAACCCCAAAGAAGUCUUGAAAGUACGCCCAUUACUUCAGUCAAUACGUGAACGAGUAGAUGAGUUGCUGAUCCUCUGGCCUGAUCAUCCAUCAUUACUAAUGGUCAACACAAUUUUAACACGAGUAUUGGCUUUCCCUCUGACUUCACCACUCAUGAGGCAUGUGGUAGGUCUUGAAACAGUGUUGGAGAAGGCUCAAGAUUGGGAGAAAAAUGCUCACAAAGGAGUUUCAAUGAUGGAACAGCUUGAGGCUGUUACACAUCAGAUAUUAGAGUGGCGACAGCUUGAACUAAAUGCUUGGAGUUCAUGUUUGGAUUCUGUAACGCACAGAGUUGCUACCGAAGGUCGGAAAUUAUGGCCUCGUCUUCAUGAUACAUUCCAGGCAGCUCUUACAGGAUCAGUCUCUCCUGCUGAAAUAUCUACAACUCUAAAACAGUUCUUGGAAACUUCCAUCUUGGGUAACUUUGAAACCCGUCUGAAGCUGCUUUAUGCGUUUCACUGUAACAUUGCUGUGUUAGAGAAAAGUCAAACUGUAGAGCAGUUGCUGACCCUCACAUGGAACCUUCAUCAGUAUUAUACACAAUUUUUACCAUUAGUUGCUUCUACACUUGCAAAAGCUAAGCAACCAAUAGAUAAGGAUAUAAAAGGUUACGUGAAGAUUGCUCGUUGGAAUGACAUUAACUAUUUUGCUGUGCGUGAAUCUGUAACAAAGAGCCAUCGUACUCUUCAUCGUUACAUGCGAAAUUGGGAGAAAAAGUUAAGACAGCCCAUUGCAUCUUUACUUUGUGAUGAUGCCUCUGAAUUAAUUCAAGAUCACACAGGAGCAUGGGACAAAGAGCUUCAUGACAUGCCAGUAUCCACAUCCUUAUCCACAAUCCCUGCAGUUCAUGGUAUGGUAAACCAUGCAAGCAGAGCAACAGAUGAUUCAAUUUUGUGUCGAUUGCCAUCACUCACUCAUCGCAGUCACAAGCUUACUUGCAAGAUUCUACAAAAAAUUAAAUAUUCUUCUUAUGUAGAUGCAGUUGAAGAGGUUACAGUUAGUAUUGUCACAGAUUAUCAGGAACUGCAAGCUGCAGCAUCACGUUCUGAAAAUAUAUCUGCAUCUGAUAUGCGUAUGAAGCAACUACGUAGCAUCAUGCAAAGAAGACGUGAUUGCCUGACUCGUGUGUUAAAGUCAUUGGCCUCUAUGGGGAUUAUGUACACACGUGGCAACAGUUCAUGGCAUGAUGAUGACAUCGACUCUUGUAUGACAUUACCACCUGUUGACAUUAACAUUGCCCAUCCAGGCAUAAUUUUGCUUAAGUCAGCACGCGAAGCAUGGCCUGGUUGUGUAAAAUAUUUAAAUCGUUGUAUUAGCUGCCACACCCUUCUCCUUAAAGCCCUCCAACAACCUCAUGGAAAUCUCGGCCCUGAGCUUGUCAAGCGAUUACGUGGUGUGUCUUGCCAUCUAUUCUUGUUAGCUCGAAACCAGCGAAGAUCUUUGACCCAUCUCAGUGAUUACACUCGGCGGCUACGUCUUCACCUAAGAGAUUUGAAAACGGUGAAGCCUCAUCCAGUACCUGUUGCUAAAAUGAUUGGUGGCUGUGAACAUCUUCAUGCAUUGGCAACAUCACUUUCACUUACCAUAGCUGAAAUAUCUAUCCUUUUAAAGACAACAUCCAGCACUGCUCCAGUGAUGCUGCUUCAAGAUGAUCUAGCAAUGUUUCAACAAACACAACUUGAGGAUGCAGAGAGAAAUGUGAAUGAAAUUAAAGAUGCACUGAGUUCUCUUACACAGCAGCUAGCUAGCUACUUAAAAUAUUUCAAAGAUGGGCAGCAUUUGGUAACUCCAGAAUACUGUAAACUAUUUUUGGAAGCAGUAAAUCUGGUUUCUUCAGAAGCUAAGAAAUUGAAAGAUGUGAUGAAAUUGUUGUCAGUUGGUGAUGGCAAAAUGCUUCCUCUCACAACGCAACUAACACACUGGCUGACAAACUGGUACUCUGCACAGCAGACCCUCUCCACUUUAGUGGACACUAUGCCAGAUACAGCCAAACACAUUGUAGACUUAAAUUCUCUUGAAUGCUGCUUGACAAAGGCAUUAUUGGGCGUUGAAUUCAUGUACAAAAGACACUGCUCUGAUGAUAAUAUUAAGGAGGGAAGUAAUGAUGAAGAGUUUGUGAAGAACUUCCUGACUCAUAACUUAGUUGAAAGCCUUGAGAUAGAUCAGAAAAAUUUGCGAGUUGAAGAAGUAGUAAACAGAAUACAAACAUUAAUUUAUGAAGCAGAGAAUCAACCAGAUUUGUUGAAUGAACUGAAAGCUUCAGUCUCUCUUUUUGAACAGUAUCAGGCCAUCUGUGAAACUGUUUUGUUACAAAUGGUCUGCAGUAACAGAACCAUCACAAAGUUUACAACCAUUAUAUUAGCCAUUUUCCAGCAACUUGCAGUGAAAGGAUUUUGUCGACCCCAGGAGUUGGAUGAUGAGGCAGGUGGUGAGGGUGCUACAAACUUUCAAGAUUCAGAAGGUACUGGCCUUGGUGAAGGUGAAGGCAAGAAAGAUGUUUCAGAACGCAUUGAAUCUGAGGAUCAACUUGCGUCAGCUUUGAAAGAGGGUGAGAGUGAAAAGCCAGGUGAUUCAGACUUAAAAGAAGAAGACCAAGGCAUUGAGAUGAAUGAAGAUUUUGAAGGAAAAAUGCAAGAUGUAGAGAGAAGGGAAAGGAAUGAAGAUGACAGUGAUGAGGAAGAUAAUGAUAAAGAUGAUAUGGAUAAACAAAUGGGGGAAACUGAAAAAGGAGCAGAGAAACUUGAUGAAAAAUUGUGGGGUGAUGAAAAUGAGAGUGAAGAUGAAGGAGACAAGAAUGAAGAAGAAGAUGGACCGGGUGAUGGUGAGGUAACAGAAUCAAAAAUGGUGGCUAAUGAUGAUAAUAGUAAAAAAGAGAGAGAUAAGGAUCAGAAAAAGAAGAAUGAAUUGGAAGAGAUGGAUGACACGAGAGAGGAAAAUGCAAUGGAUGAAGAUGGUAAUGAAUAUGACGAUAAUUUCAAUUAUCCUUAUGGUGGUGAAGCUGACAAAGAAAGUGAAGAUGAAAAUGAUAAAAUGGAAUUACCUGAUGAUAUGCAGUUAGAUGAUGGUGAGGCUCAUGAUGAGGAUAACGAUGUAGAACGUGAUCCUAUGGAGAUUGAAGAAAAGGGUGUCUUUCCUGAAGAAGAACGUGAACCAAAAGAAAAAGAUGAAGAAAAAGGUGAAACUGAGGAACAGAAUAAAAAAGAUGAAACAAAUGUAGAUCAAGAAAUAACUGAGGAUCAGGAAGGGGAUAUAGAUGAAAAAGAGAAAGAAGAACUUUCGGAAGAAACUCAGAAAGAUGAACGAAAAGAGGGAACAGAAGAAGCAAAUGUAGAAAAUGUUGAAACGGAUAGAAAUAAUGAUAAGUCUGCCUCUAAAGACAAAGACAGCAAGACUGUUGCAGAAGCAGCGGAGAUGGAUACAACAGAGGGCAGCAAGGACGAAACAAAGGAGCAGCCAAAAACAGAUGCAGGUGGUCAGCGGGAAGAGGAAAAGCAAGAGGAACAAGGUAAUAUAGGUGAACAAACGGAUGAUCAGGAAGGUGUGGGACAGUCUGAAAGUCGUACUCGUGAUGAUGCACACAAAGGUGAAUCCUCUGCCCUUGUUACCCAGGCAUCGGCUAGUGAUCAGAAUGAUAUGAAAAAGCCUCGUAAACCUGGAGAAACUGAUGAAGACAGAACACUUGGAAAUAAUGAAGAAAAUGUCCAACAUGGACUAAUGGCGAAGAAGAUGAGAAAGAGAGAAACAGAGGAUGACCAUCAGCACCAGGAUCAGGAGAAUGGUGAAAAUGAUCCAGAACAGAAGAAUUCUGAGUAUGAACAUAUUACCAAGGCAGAGGACCACUUUGAUGCUCAGAUUGUUGAUGCUGGUACUCAGGAGCAGGCCAAAGAAGUACCAGCACCAGCUGAUAAACAAGACAAGGAAGAUAAAAUGCAAGAAGAUGAAGAAAUCCUAGAAACUCCAAUGGAGGUUGAUGAAGAAGACGGUGGAGAGUGUCAAGAGGAAAAUCAGCCAAUAGUUCAGAAUGGAGAGAAAAAUGAAAACCAUGAAAGAAGUGAGGGCAAAUGUGAUCCUCAGGGUGAAGGUGAAACACAAAUGAUGACAGAGGGAGAGAUUAUUCUUGAAGACAUGAUUCAGAGACCACCAGAAACAUACUUCUACACACUUAUUCCAGAUGAAAAUGAAGAAGAGGAAAAAGUUAUUGCCAAGUUUGAUGAAAAUGUUGAAGAAACAAGGCAGCAAAUAGAAGUUGUACGCAGUCAAAAUGAGGUUGAUGGCACAUCAUGGGCACAACAAGAAGCACGUGUGGCUCCUAUAGCAAUGCAUUUGUGUGAACAGUUAAGGCUUAUCCUAGAACCUACGCAAGCAGCCAGAUUACGUGGUGAUUAUAGAACAGGGAAAAGACUGAAUAUGAGAAAAGUGAUACCAUAUAUAGCUUCACAGUUUCGAAAGGACAAGAUCUGGCUUCGCCGAACACAACCUAGCAAGAGAACUUACCAGAUUUUGGUGGCUGUUGAUGAUUCUGAAUCCAUGGCAGAAGCUCGUGCAGGCAGCCUUGCUAUAGAAUGUGUAGCCCUUGUGACUACCUGCAUUGUACCUGCCACUCCAUUCCCCUCCAGGGUGUGGCAGGUACACACUGCCAAUAGUGUGUACCUGCCACUCUGUGGGCCAGGGUUCGAGUCUCCUGGUGGGUUGAGUGUUAAAAAGUUAUAAACUUCAGCUUGCGAGUUAUAUAGGCAAG